UGGCGCUGUUCACUUGCAGCUAUGCAUUGAAUCCAACGAAGAAACAAACACUGUGACAACUUUCAGUGCUCCUGAAAUUACCUAACCAUUUUGAGUAAGCAUUUGGACCAUUUCUAUAGACAUAAGUAGUAAAAUCUGCAAUUCAUACGCUUCAAGACUGUUUCGUAGCGUUCUGUUUGGCGGCACUGUGAUGAAAAUGAGCGAGGAAAACCGCGCUGUUGUGUCCAGAAUGACUGAAGAGGAUGUGCGACAGCUGAUAAAGAGAAAAGAUGACAUCGAGGAGCAGAUUAAAGCUUAUUACGACAUGCUGGAGUCUCAGGCUGGUGUAGGCAUGGAUGGUCCUCUGGUUGAUGUCGAAGGUUUUCCCCGUGCAGAUGUGGAUCUGUAUAAAGUGCGGACAGCGAGACACAGCAUCUCCUGUUUACAGAACGAUCACAAGGCCAUCAUGGUGGAGAUCGAGGAGGCUCUGCAUAAGCUUCACGCCACCGCCAAAGUCACACAUGAGCAGGACGACACACAGAUGGAAAGCAGCGGUCAGACGGUGGAGACGCCGCCUCCGUUCGCUCUGGUGGAUGCAGUAACACACGGAUCUCCUGCUGCUCAGGCCGGUUUGCAUGUCGGUGAUCAGAUUAUGGAGUUUGGCUCGGUAAAUACACAAAACUUCAGGAAUCUCCGAGACAUCGCUUCUGUUGUCCAGCACAGUGAAGGGAAAUCUCUCCGUGUUGGAGUUUUCCGAAAUGGACAAGAAGUGCAUCUGAAUUUGACCCCGCAGCAGUGGUCUGGACGAGGACUGCUUGGGUGCAACAUUGUACCUCUUCACAGAUGAGUGCUGAAAGAGAGAAAGGAUCGUCUUUGGAAAACAGCACACGGGUUUUUUCAUACAUUUGCAGUGCGUUAACGUUAGUUUGCUUUCACAAAAGUAAAGAAAAUAAACUAUCAAGGAGAGAUGA
Molecule: messenger RNA, 950 nt
Organism: Danio rerio (zebrafish)
Lineage: Eukaryota; Metazoa; Chordata; Actinopteri; Cypriniformes; Danionidae
Gene: psmd9
Product: proteasome 26S subunit, non-ATPase 9
Biological process (GO): protein folding; proteasome regulatory particle assembly
Source: RefSeq, marked validated